This is a messenger RNA of Oryzias latipes (Japanese medaka), 949 nucleotides long. It is a transcript of the gene mad2l1, whose product is annotated as MAD2 mitotic arrest deficient-like 1 (yeast). Gene Ontology annotation, biological process: mitotic spindle assembly checkpoint signaling. The record is from RefSeq and is a predicted model, not a curated record. Gene Ontology annotation, cellular component: cytoplasm; kinetochore; nucleoplasm. Lineage: Eukaryota; Metazoa; Chordata; Actinopteri; Beloniformes; Adrianichthyidae.
UUUUGCGCAUGCGUAGAGGUUGUCACUGAUUUUUCAAAUCGGACGGCGGGUACCAGUUUCAGCCUUCAGUGCAGCAAGAAGCCCGACGUUUCUUUUCAACGGUUGAUUGUCAUUUCAUGAAAUGACGAGUACUUUAAAAGGAAUCACCCUUAAAGGAAGCGCGGAGCUGGUGGCCGAGUUUUUCUCCUUCGGCAUCAACAGCAUCCUGUACCAGCGGGGCAUUUACCCCCCAGAGACGUUCACCAGGGUCACUCACUAUGACAUGAGCCUCCAGGUCUCCACGGAGCCCAGGCUGAACAACUACCUGACCAACGUGGUGUCUCAACUCAAAGAAUGGCUGUUUGAGUGCAGCGUGCAGAAGCUGGUGCUGGUCAUCACCUGCCUGGAGACCAACGAGGUGCUGGAGCGAUGGCAGUUUGACAUCGAGUGUGACAAGUCGGCCAAAGAGAGCAGUGCUCCCAGAGAGAAGUCCAUCAAGACCAUUCAGGAUGAGAUCCGCUCCGUCAUCAGACAGAUCACGGCCACCGUCACCUUCCUGCCUCUGCUGGAGACGCAGUGCUCCUUUGACCUCCUGGUGUAUACGGACAAAGACUUGGUGGUUCCUGACAAGUGGGAAGAGUCGGGGCCUCAGAUAAUCGACCAAUCAGAGGAGGUGCGCUUGCGCUCCUUCACCACCUCUAUCCACAAAGUGAGCAGCAUGGUGGCGUACAAAAGGACCGACUCGGCUUGCAGCACCUGAGCUGCAGACGUUUACUCUGAGCUCAUGAGGAACUCCUGCUUUCCUGGACUGGACUUUCUUCUUUGUUGGAGGAUGAGGCGAACCUGUGCUCAGUGAGAUCUGAUGGAACUUUUUGUUAGUUUGUCUGUCCGAUCUGUGUUUUCCUGAUCUUUCUCCCCCUCAGAAGAUGCUUUCGUUUUUUUACAUCAUUAAAUUCUUUUCUCAGUGUGA